This is a messenger RNA of Ctenocephalides felis (cat flea), 321 nucleotides long. RefSeq lists its product as uncharacterized. The record is from RefSeq and is a predicted model, not a curated record. The coding region runs from base 1 to 321 and encodes 106 amino acids. The transcript has a single exon. Lineage: Eukaryota; Metazoa; Arthropoda; Insecta; Siphonaptera; Pulicidae.
AUGAUAGAUGAGAAGCUAUCCUUCCGUGAACAUCUCGAUAGUGCAUGCAUAAAAGCUAGUAAGACGGUAUCCAACUCGUCAAGGAUUAUGGCAAACUGCAUGGGACCACGAACCCGAAAACGACGAGUCCUGCUUGAGGUAGUCCAUUAUAUACUGCUAUACGGAGCAGAGAUAUGGGCGGAUAUCCUCAAGCAAAAAACAUAUCGGCGCAAAAUAGCGUCAGUGCAAAGACUAGGAGCUCUAAGAGUUACCUGUGCCUAUCGCACGGUCUCUGAAGCAGCUGUAUUGGUAAAAGCAGGACCAUACCAAUUGACUUGCUAG